Messenger RNA from Medicago truncatula (barrel medic), 1215 nucleotides. Its product is annotated as 40S ribosomal protein SA. The record is from RefSeq and is a predicted model, not a curated record. Bases 107 to 1006 code for a protein of 299 amino acids. Lineage: Eukaryota; Viridiplantae; Streptophyta; Magnoliopsida; Fabales; Fabaceae. Gene Ontology annotation, molecular function: structural constituent of ribosome. Gene Ontology annotation, biological process: translation. The transcript is spliced from 5 exons. Gene Ontology annotation, cellular component: small ribosomal subunit; ribosome.
UUUAGAUCCCUGAACCAAAACCCUAGCUGCCAAAUUGUUAUCACAGACUGCCGCAUCCAAGUUUCGGAGAUUCGCUCCCGUCGCCGGCAGUUAACAGCAUCAAAUCAUGGCUACCGAACAACUCUCAUCCCGUCAGCUCUCUCAAAAAGAAGCUGACAUCCAGAUGAUGUUGGCUGCUGAUGUCCACCUCGGUACCAAGAACUGUGACUUCCAAAUGGAACGUUAUUGCUUCAAACGCCGCAACGAUGGUAUUUAUAUCAUUAAUCUUGGAAAAACUUGGGAGAAACUUCAACUAGCUGCCAGGGUCAUCGUUGCAAUCGAGAACCCCCAGGACAUUAUUGUUCAAUCUGCAAGGCCUUAUGGACAGAGAGCCGUUCUUAAGUUUGCUCAGUACACUGGAGCUAAUGCUAUUGCUGGAAGACACACUCCUGGAACCUUUACUAAUCAAAUGCAAGUUUCCUUCAGUGAGCCUCGUCUUCUCAUCCUCACUGAUCCUAGAACUGACCACCAGCCAAUCAAGGAGGCUGCUCUUGGAAAUAUUCCAACUAUUGCUUUCUGUGACACUGAUUCUCCUAUGAGGUAUGUUGACAUUGGAAUUCCCGCUAACAACAAGGGGAAGCAUAGCAUCGGUUGUCUCUUUUGGCUUUUGGCUAGGAUGGUUUUGCAGAUGCGUGGUACUAUUCGCCCUGGUCUUAAGUGGGAUGUGAUGGUUGAUCUCUUCUUCUAUAGAGAACCUGAAGAGGCCAAGGAGCAAGAGGAGGAUGAAGUUCCUGCUCUAGAUUAUGCCAUUGCUGACUUCAAUGCUGGUGUUCCAUCUGAUGGUCAAUGGCCUGCUGCAAUUGAUCAGCCAUGGACUGAUGCAGCACCACAGCCCAUUCCAGCAGCUCCUGGUGUCAACUGGGCAGCUCCAGAAGCUGUUGCAGGGGACUGGGGUGAAGCUGUACCACCACCACAACAAAUUCCCACUCCUGGAGUCGAAUCUGUGACAGCAACUGGCUGGGAUUAAAAAUAGUUUUUGAUCUUAUGAUGUUCCCCCUCAGUUAAUUUUACUUCCAUUCCCCUAAAGUAAAAUUUGGGUCAGUUUUUUUGUAGCUUAGUAACAUUUUCUUCUAGUAUGUUAUGGGUGGCAGAAACAUUGUUUACUUCCUGAGAUAUUAAGUAAAAUUGUACUAUUAUUUUUGCAGUUAUAAGAUUUAACUUGCUGUUUGCAUUUUA